Ruditapes philippinarum (Manila clam) is the source of this 855-nucleotide messenger RNA. RefSeq lists its product as uncharacterized. NCBI's taxonomy places the organism in Eukaryota, Metazoa, Mollusca, Bivalvia, Venerida, Veneridae. The record is from RefSeq and is a predicted model, not a curated record. The transcript is spliced from 4 exons. Bases 202 to 855 code for a protein of 217 amino acids.
UCAUGCAGUUUAAGUAUUAACUUGUUGUUUGUUGUUGUUCUGUUGCUUUUUUUAGAAUGUUCAUAUCCGGAAGUAGAUAACGGGGGACCAAUUGGAAAUAUCUUUUAUGUGGACAGUAAACAAACUAUUCAAUGUAACUCUGGAUAUUCCAAAUUUGGUAGAAAGAUUAUAACGUGUCUGAGUAACCUAACAUGGACUGCUAUGCCAGAAUGCAGUAUAGAGUGCAGCGUUCCCGUCUUUGACAACGCCUACGUCGACGCUGACAUGGAACAAUAUCCUGCACGUGCUACAGUAACGUGUCAUGAAAAUUACGUAUCAACGAAGACUAACAGCAAGCUCUACAAUAUUACAGAAGAAUCUCUAAUAUGUAACAAGACUGGGUCAUGGAUUCCUGAUAUUACAUGCACUUAUUUUCUCAAUAUAUUUAACAUGGCGCUCUACAAGCCGGCACGCCAGAGCUCAACAUAUGUUGGAUUCGUAGCAAACUUGGCAACCGACGGAUUAUGGUAUCCGGACUUCAAUGAUGGGUCAUGCAUGCAUGCGGAUCUUCUUGAGGAGAGUUCCUGGUGGGAGGUGGAUUUACUGGAAACGUACUCAAUACGCCGUGUGGUGAUUCUUAUCAGAAAAUUUGCUUUAUUCGCCGUAAGGUUUCACGAUGUCACAAUAACUGUCGGAAUGAAGACUAAUCCGAAAGAAUUUUGCGCUUUUUACCAGGGACAUGAAGUGCACGACUCUCCUAUACACUUGUAUUGUGAACGUAGAAUAUUAGGGCGGUACGUCCGGAUCACGAAACUAAACGACAAAUACCACCAGGAUAACCUGGCCAUGUGUGAGGUCGGUGUUUACGAGGACUAG